Hirsutella rhossiliensis is the source of this 1455-nucleotide messenger RNA. RefSeq names its product major facilitator superfamily domain-containing protein. The record is from RefSeq and is a predicted model, not a curated record. NCBI's taxonomy places the organism in Eukaryota, Fungi, Ascomycota, Sordariomycetes, Hypocreales, Ophiocordycipitaceae. Gene Ontology annotation, cellular component: fungal-type vacuole membrane. Gene Ontology annotation, biological process: transmembrane transport. The coding region runs from base 1 to 1455 and encodes 484 amino acids. Gene Ontology annotation, molecular function: transmembrane transporter activity. The transcript is spliced from 3 exons.
AUGGAUCCGAAGAUAUAUGACGUCGAGAAGCGAGCUGUGGCAGCCCGAGUCGAGGGCGUGGACAACUUCGCCCUCGAUGGUGGGAAGAUGACGAUGACGGGGUUCGACGACAAGAGCAACAACGUGGACAACGGCGUUGACGAUGAGCAUGGCGUCAGGAAUAACGCCAGCUUGGACCAGGGCGGCAGAAGCGUCAGACCAAGAAACAACGAAUAUACCACCAACAUCAAUGACAACAACACCAACGGCGAGCCCCCCUUGCCGUCCACCAGGCCAGCUCCAGCGGCACCACCAUCCACCGCAACCGACGACGACGACGACUACUACUUCGACCCCCCCGACGGCGGCUGGCGCGCGUGGUCGCAGGUGCUCGCGGCGCACCUCAUCAACGCCAUGACAUGGGGCUACGCGGCCACCUUUGGCGUGUACCAGCUGCACUACGUCGACACGCUGGGCCUGCCGGCGGCGCAGGUGUCGUGGAUCGGCUCGGUGCAGGUCUUCCUGUCCUUUGCCGUGUGCGCCGUGUCGGGCCGCCUCGCCGACGCCGGCCACGCGCGCGCCACCGUGGCCGCCGGGUGCGCGCUGGCGGUGCUGGGCACCUUUCUGACGAGCCUGGCCACGACCUACUGGCACAUCUUCCUGGCGCAGGGCGUGUGCACGGGGCUCGGGCUGGGCAUCGCCUUCAUGCCCGCCGUCUCCGUCGCGAGCUCCUACUUCCGCCGAAACCGGCCCCUGGCGCUGGCCGUCGCCGCCGUCGGCACCUCGGUCGGCAGCCUCGUCUUCCCGGCCACGGUCCACUACCUCACCCCGACGCUGGGCUUCCCCUGGGCCGUCCGCUGCUCCGCGUUUGUCGCCCUCGUCGCGUUUCGGGAGCUGCCGUAUAUGCUCUUUGCCCUGGGCUCUUUUCUCAACUUUUACGUCCUCUACUUUGGCUUCUUUUAUAUCAACAGCUAUGCCCGCAACAUCAUCGGCUUCUCCUCGCUCGACUCGGUCACGCUGCUGCUCAUCACAAACGCGCUCGGCAUCCCCACGCGGCCGCUGGCCGGCUACCUGGCCAACAACCACCUGGGCCCCAUCAACGUCUUCACCCUGUCGACGGUGCUGCUGUGCGGCGUCGUCUUCGGGUGGAUGGGCGUGGCGACGCGCACCACCAUGUACGUCUACAGCGUCAUGUUCGGCGUGGCCGUCAGCGCCAACCAAGGUACGUUCGUCGCAGCCCUGGCGAGCCUGACAGAGGACCCCAGGAAGAUGGGCAUCCGCUUCGGCAUGGUCGAGACGGUCUGUUCCUUUGCCACCCUCGCAGGGCCCCCGACGGCCGGCGCAAUCAUCGACCGCUCCGGAGGUGAGUACCGCUUGGCCCAGGUCUGGGGCGGCGUCGUCCUGGCCGCCGCCGCGCUGACCUUUGCCGCCUCGCGCGUUGCGGCCACGGGCUGGAGAUGGAGGGUCAAGAUCUAG